AUGGCCUCCUACGUUUUCGCCCUCGUCGUGCUCGUCCUCGCAUCCACCCAGGCCUUCGCCACCGACCCCAGUCAGCUGCAGGACUUUUGUGUCGCAGACAACACCACCAACGGUACGUGCCGUGUAGUCCUCUCGAUCGACGCGCGGUUUUAUCCUUACUGUGUCCUUCUCAUAAUCUGGGUUGGUUACAGUGUUCCUAAAUGGUGUGGUCUGCAAGAACCCGGCCCUUGUCAAGGCCGACGACUUCUUCUUCUCUGGCCUCGACAAGCCCGGUAACACGAAGAACGCUCUGGGAUCCAAGGUCACCGCCGUCAACGUCAACAACCUCUUCGGGCUUAACACCCUCGGCAUCUCGCUUGCCCGAGUAGACUUUGCCCCCUAUGGGCUCAACCCUCCACACACACACCCGAGGGCCACGGAGGUGCUCACACUGCUCCAGGGAAGGCUCUACGUCGGCUUCGUCACCUCCAACCCCCCCAAGCUCUUCACCAAGACUCUCAACAAGGGCGACGUCUUCGUCUUCCCCCAGGGCCUCAUCCACUUCCAGCUCAACAUAGGCCGCGAGAAUGCGGUAGCCAUCGCCGCCCUGAGCAGCCAGAACCCCGGCGUGAUCACCGUCGCCAACACCGUCUUCGGGUCCAAUCCUGCCAUCAACGACGACGUGCUCGCCAAAGCUUUCCAGGUCGACAAGAAGGUCGUGGACCACCUCCAAUCGCUGUUCUGGACGGAAAACCACUGA
This is a messenger RNA of Spirodela intermedia, 739 nucleotides long. The record is from the annotation of a GenBank genome assembly. NCBI's taxonomy places the organism in Eukaryota, Viridiplantae, Streptophyta, Magnoliopsida, Alismatales, Araceae.